CCGAACCGGGCCACAGCGGCUCCGGGCCGGCGGGCCACACGUGGGAUCGGCCCCCGCCUUUUCCGGGGCGGAUCCGCCUCUGCCCGGCGCCGCCGGCUCCGCCCGUUCCGGUGGGGGCGCCGGCACCAUGGGGGUCACCUGCGUGUCGCAGGUGCCGGUGGCCGAGGGCAAGAGCGUGCAGCAGACGGUGGAGCUGCUGGCGCGGCGGCUGGAGGCGCUGGGCGCGGACAAGCAGGGCACCUUCGGCGUGGACUGCGAGACCUACCACACCGCGGCCACCCUGGGCACGCAGGGGCAGACAGGGAAGCUGAUGUACGUCAUGCACAACUCCGAGUACCCCCUGAGCUGCUUCGCCCUCUUCGAGAACGGGCCCUGCCUGGUGGCUGAUGCCAACUUCGACACCCUCAUGGUGAAGCUCAAGGGCUUCUUCCAGAACGCCAAGGCCAACAAGAUCGAGAGCCGCGGCACGCGCUACCAGUACUGCGACUUCCUGGUGAAGCUGGGCACGGUCACCAUGGGCCCCAGCGCCAGGGGCAUUUCCGUGGAGGUGGAAUACUGCCCCUGUGUGAUCGCCAACGACUGCUGGAACCUGCUGAUGGAGUUCAUGCAGAGCUUCAUGGGCAGCCACGUGCCCGGCAUCCCGUCGGUGUUCGGCUCCAAGCACGACGGCACCUACAGCCCCGGGGACACCAUGGUGCAGUACAUGGAGCUCUUCAACAAGAUCCGCAAGCAGCAGCAGGUGCCCGUGGCUGGCAUCAGGUGAGGAGCAGCUCCCGACUGCAUCCUGAUCCUGGCUGUGGCAGGAGAACACCCAGAACGUGCCACGGGAGGUUUUCCUGCUGGAGGUUUCCUGACUCAAAGCUGUGCCGUGUUCUCUGUAAGCAGAGAUGUCAAAACUGUCUGAAAACUGUGGGAGUGUGUGCUGGGAUUCCUGGGAUUUUAUUAAUUCUGGGCGUCCUCCACGUUUUGGGAUUCUUGGAUCCAUUGGUUCUGUGGUUUUUUGGACAGUGUUUCACACAGGGAAAAGAGAAAUUCCAGAAGACAUCUCUUCAAUUUCUAUUUUUUAUAUCCA
This is a messenger RNA of Passer montanus (Eurasian tree sparrow), 1072 nucleotides long. RefSeq names its product mediator complex subunit 20 (gene MED20). Gene Ontology annotation, molecular function: transcription coactivator activity. Gene Ontology annotation, cellular component: mediator complex. Gene Ontology annotation, biological process: regulation of transcription by RNA polymerase II. The transcript has 4 exons. The record is from RefSeq and is a predicted model, not a curated record. Lineage: Eukaryota; Metazoa; Chordata; Aves; Passeriformes; Passeridae. The coding region runs from base 128 to 763 and encodes 211 amino acids.